Messenger RNA from Girardinichthys multiradiatus, 8995 nucleotides. RefSeq names its product thrombospondin, type I, domain containing 7Ba (gene thsd7ba). The transcript has 30 exons. The coding region runs from base 562 to 5487 and encodes 1641 amino acids. NCBI's taxonomy places the organism in Eukaryota, Metazoa, Chordata, Actinopteri, Cyprinodontiformes, Goodeidae. Gene Ontology annotation, cellular component: plasma membrane. The record is from RefSeq and is a predicted model, not a curated record. Gene Ontology annotation, biological process: actin cytoskeleton organization.
GAGCACCGCUAUCACUGCUCCCUCCUCUCAAUCUGCGCUCCUCUCUCGUUAUCCACGGUCUCUCUCUUGCCUUCUCAGAUUUUUCUUGCCUCAUGUUUUUGCUGUCCAACUCCACCCCUCUUGCUCCUCUUUUCUUCUUCUGUGUGAUUCUGCCCCACGGGGAGAGAUAGGAUCUGUUACACACCGCACCACGUUCACCAGGAGCAUAGACCCUUUACAGCUGCCAAUGCUGGUUGGACCAUCCCCAGUCGGUACUUGAGCGAGUGGGCGCUUGACAGAGUUUGCACCUCGAAGGUGCUCACUGCUGCAGGAGGUGUGACAUAGACCCAGCUCACCACACAUUGAUUUGUACCAGAUUAAGCUAUUGCAUGAUGCUGCAAGCAGAAGGCUUGGCACAGGCGAUUUACCACCUCUGCCAGACUUAACAUCUUCAGACGUCUUCUCUCUGCUCGGCUAAAAUCUUCUUGGAUAGGACUGCCCAGAGUCUUCUGCAACUCUACUAACAAUAUCACCCAGAGGGAUGACUGGAAAUCACCCUACACAGGAGUAAGAGUGGCAGCAAUGGGCUGGAUCAUGAUUCUGAAAGAUGACUUUGGGGUCAGCGCCUGGACACGGCACACUGGGAACUUCCUCAGCCUCUUCCUCCUCUUCUUGUGUCUCUGUUCCAUUCCAGCCCACUCGGACAUUGUGCUUCCCAAAGCACAUCAUUUCUCAUGGAAAGCAGGAGCGUGGGGUCAGUGUUUCAGUGAGGUGUGUGGUUCUGGUGGGGUCCAGACAAGGACGAUAUGGUGCAUCCACUUAGAGGGCUGGACCACCCAUCACUCGCACUGCCAGCAGGUGGAAAAGCCAGAAAGCAAAAGGCAAUGCUUUAAGGUCUGCGACGGGCACCAAGAUCUCUUUGAAUGGGAGAUUUCUGACUGGGGAGGCUGUGUUCUUGUUCCUUUCUUUUCCAAUGAACUCAAGGUGAGGACGACUGAUUGCAUUACAGCACAGCAUGGCAUUCAGAGGCGCAAUAUCCACUGUAUUCGCACUUCCAAUCGAAGCACCGUCAACAUAAGGAUAUGUGAGUUCUUUUCCCAGAAACCACCUGUGGAACAGGCGUGUCUCAUCCCCUGCCCUCAGGACUGUGUGGUUUCAGACUUUACCUCAUGGUCAAGUUGCAGUAAAACCUGCAGUGCUGGUCUGCAGCAUCGGACUAGACACGUCCUUGCCACACCAAUGUAUGGAGGAGCUAACUGUCCUAAUUUAACCGAGACCAGGACUUGUACUAACUCUGUUGACUGCCCUGUGUCAGAGAGUGAGUACCAGUACAGCCUUAAAGUAGGGGCCUGGAGUAAGUGCCGACUACCCCACAACAAGGAUGUUCUCUUAAGUGGAAGGACCACAGUGGACUUUGGUGCUAGCUCCAGUGAGAACAAUUCUAUCACGCUACACACAUCGGAUUCUCAUCACCACUUCCAUCAUUACCACCAUCAUGCUCAUGCUCAUGUAAGAUACCCCAUGACAUGGGAACUUGAAGUGGGAUACCAGACACGACAUGUACGCUGUGCAAGAAAUGAUGGCAAGAAUGUCAUGCUGAGUCUAUGUAUGAAGGACAACUCCCCGCUGACCUUCCAGGCAUGUGUGAUGCCCAAAGACUGUCAAAUCUCUGACUGGUCAUCGUGGAGUUACUGCUCAAAGACCUGCCGAUCCACCGAUCUGUCUCCUGGGUAUCGCGUCCGGACACGGAUCAUAACACAAAUCCCAAAUGGAGGAGGAAAACAAUGUCCUUAUCUUGAGGAAAAGGAAGCCUGCAACAUCAUUGGCGAUUUACUUUCAAAAUGUCCCAGGUACAUGUGGAGGACCACUGACUGGGGUGAAUGCCGCAUCCGACCCUUACUGAGCCAGCAGGAUCAACGGCGGACUAACAUUAGUAUGCUGUGUGGAGGUGGGGUCCAGACCAGGAAGACCUACUGCGUUCAAAUUUCCGAUGAUUCAGCACCACAUUAUAGGAAGGAAGUGUCCAGGCCUGUGAAUGCCUGGCUGUGUGAUGGAGAUGAUCCUCCAUUGGCUGUUCAGAACUGCUCCAUUCGUUGCCAGCACCAGUGCUUGCUGUCCCAGUGGUCGCUCUGGAGUGCCUGCCUCCAUGAAAACUGCAAAGAACGUCAAGGAAGGAAAGGUUUCAGACAAAGGAAGAGAGAGGUGUUGUGGGAGUCCAGUAACACUCUGGGGACUUGCCCUCAUCUAAUGGAGUUCAUCCCCUGUGAGGAUCCUGCCUGCUACCUGUGGCAAAUCCAGCAAAAGGAAAAAUGCAUUUCCACCAAUAGCUCCUGUGGUCCUGGAACUGCAGUACAGAAUGUGACCUGUGUCAACACUGAAGGAGGUGAUAUGCCUGACACCCACUGUGUAGAUGACCCUCCACCCACUAAGGAGGCCUGCAAUGUUGCUUGUUCUGCAGACUGUGUGGUGGACUCCUGGUCCUCCUGGUCUUCCUGCUCACACAGCUGUGCUACGAAGACCGCAGAGGGCAAGCAGAGCCGCACUCGUACAGUAUUAGCCAUUCCAGGAAAAGAUGGUAAAGCAUGCCCAGCAACCCCAGCCUUAGAGGAAUGGCGAGUCUGCAAUGACCAUCCAUGCACUGUAUUUUACUGGGAAACCUCAGAAUGGGGUUUCUGUACUGAGGAUGCCUCUUCUAAAUUCAAUGAAAUUAGCUUGUGGAAUGGGACUUCUUCCUGUUCUGUUGGUGUCCAGAGCCGGAAUGUCAGUUGCAUGAAGAUGAAUGCUGGUCCGGUCAUAAGUAAAAGGUGUUUAGAUUCUUCUCGCCCAGAAACUAACCGACCAUGCUUGCUUCCCUGCAAGAAGGACUGUGUAGUGACCCCCUUCAGUGAAUGGACAGCAUGCCCAACAUCUUGUCUCCCAGAUAAUUCAACCGCUGCCAUGCAAUCUCGAUACAGAAUCAUCAUUCAGAUGUCUGCUAACGGAGGUCAAGAGUGUCCUGAUACACUGUAUGAAGAAAGAGAGUGUGACUCAGUUCGUGUUUGUCCAGUCUAUAGGUGGAGGAUGCAUAAGUGGCACAGUUGUACUCUGGUGCCUGAUUCUGUUAGACGAGGAUUAUCCGGAUCAGGAGAAGCCUGUGGAAAUGGUUUAGAAACAAGAGGAAUCAGUUGUGUUGGAGAGGAUGGUGAGCCAGCCAACAUGACACAGUGUCUGCAAUGGGCUGGCCCUUUUCCCUCUCAGAUUAGAGAGUGCCGGGUGGCUUGCAAGGAUGACUGCACUCUGACUGCUUGGUCCAAGUUUUCUGAAUGUGCCGGAUGCGGCAGCUCAUGUACCCGCAGGCGUUCGCUUGUAGGUCGUAGCAAAAAGAAGGAGCGUUGCCUGAAUGAGGAUUUGUACCCGCUGGAAGAGAAUAAGACUUGUCCCUGUGAUCAGUUUUUGUCUCAGCCAUUUGGGAACUGGUCUGCGUGCAUCCUUCCAAGUCCUCCAGUUUUCAAGUCACUGCAGGGUUGGAUGAGACACCGAGAGAUAAAGGAGUGCGGCCAAGGUCUCCGCUACAGAGCCGUGGCCUGCAUUAACCACCUGGGAUACCUGGUUAAUCCCGCACUCUGCAUAGACUCAGGCUACAUUGUGGAGGUUUGUCAUAUCCCUUGCCCCCUCGACUGUAAGCUCAGUGAAUGGUCUUCUUGGUCAGCCUGCAGUUCUUCCUGUGGCAGUGGGCUGAAAAUCAGGUCUAAGUGGCUCAGGGAGAAAGCCUUCAAUGGUGGACGCCCAUGCCCCAAGCUGGAUUUGAAGAACCAGGCUCAGGUGUACGAGGCGGUGCCAUGCAACAGGGAGUGCAGCCAGUAUGAAUGGCGUAUAGAGCCCUGGUCCAUUUGCACCAUCAACACUGUGGAUGACCUGCCAGCCUGCGGAGAGGGAGUCCAGAGCCGCAAGAUCAGGUGUGUGAUGAAGGGAACAUUGAGUGGGGAGGAUGGCAGCGUGGACGUCAAUCUGUGUGAUCAGGAGGAAAUGCCUCCCAGGGCCCAGGUUUGCUAUUUAGCCUGUCCUAAUGACUGUGUUGUGGCACCCUGGGGAGCAUGGAGCAACUGCCCUCCGCAGUGCGACCCAGAUGGUGCAAGGAACAGAAGCAGACACAUCCUCCGCCUCCCUGCCUCAGAGAAAGCAGUCUGUCCAGAGCUUGUCCAGUCAGAACCUUGUCUUCUCAACACUACAUGCUUCACAUACCAGUACAGAGUCUCAGACUGGAGUACCUGCCAGCUGAGUGAAAGUGCCAUCUGCGGUGAGGGUUCACGGUCGCGUCUCCUGGACUGUGUGCGGAGUGAUGGCAAAACUAUGGAGUUGCAGAAGUGCCGCCAGUUUGGUUUGAUCAACAAGUUGCAGCUGUUGGAGAGCUGCGUGGUUGACUGUCCUGUCAGCUGUAUCCUCACCGACUGGUCGCCGUGGGCGGAUUGCUCGCUCACCUGCGGGACCCAAGGUCACUCUGUACGCACACGGAGAAUUCUUCAGGAGGCUCAUGAGGAGGGUCGUCCCUGUCCCAGCCAGCUCACCCAGACUAAGCCCUGUCCCAUAAGGCCUUGCUAUAUGUGGCUGAUGAAUGGCUGGUCUGCGUGCACUGUAGAGGGUGCAAAGUGUGGUGAGGGGGUCAGGAGAAGGAACCUGUCAUGUGUUGUCCACUGGGGGAAUUUGCACGAGUCUCCUCCUCCUCAGCCUGUGAACAGAGACCUUUGUGGAGAUGUGCUGAAGCAACAACUCCAGCAGGAAAUGGAGCAGCCGUGCUUUGUCCCCUGCCCAGGUGAUUGCCAUUUGACAGAGUGGUCCACGUGGAGCUCCUGCCAGCUGACCUGCCUGGAGGGCCGGAGUUUUGAGUCCACUGGUCGCCAAGCACGCUCCAGAGCUGUGAUCAUUCAAGCCAUGGAGAACCAAGGCAGCUGUCCCUAUCAGGUCUUUGAGACCCAACCCUGUAAAGGAGGAAAAUGCCACAGUUACCAAUGGAAAACAGGAGGAUGGACCAACAACAAGAGGGCAGUGUGGUGUCAGCGCUCAGAUGGUGUUAAUGUCACAGGGGGUUGUUUCGCACAGAAAAGGCCCACUACCCUUCGACACUGCCAUCCUCCGUGCACAAAACCCUUCUCACACUGUACGCCGAGUGGAGUGUGUGGGUGUGAGAAGGGCUACACUGAAGUGAUGACCUCGCAUGGCUUCUUGGACUACUGCACCAGAACACCAGGGGUGGACAACAGCAAGAAAGCCGAUGUGAAAACUAACUCUGGAAGAUUAAAACCCCGACCGUCUCAGGCCAAUGACCUCUUCAGCGAGUGGACCUUACGGCCCAUCGGUCAAGAUGGAAGAGUAAAGCUGUGGGUUUAUGCCGUGACCGUUGUUGGAUUUAUUGUAAUACUUUUCAUCAUCGCGCUGUCAUUCCUGAUCUGCAAGCCAUCCAAAACCUCUAAGGCAUCACCUCCACCGCAGAAGCCCUUGACUCUUGCCUAUGACGGUGACGUGGAUAUGUAACCAGGCUGCUAUACCUCACGAGGACAUGAUUGGCCUUGGCCAAGAUUCUGGCCUUGUUCACAUUGUUGCCAAACAUAAACCCUGACCUGCCUGAGCUGGGUUUUGUUUGAGAUAACAGAAGAAAUCGGGUUUGCUGCUGAAGGCACAGAAUAUUUGCCGACUGAAAUAAGCAGAGCCAAAGCCAAUUGAGCCGAGACUGAGACAUGGACCUUUAGAUCCUUUUUUUUAUAACUGCCUGCAACAUGAACACACGGUCCAAGCACCGUUUGAAAAUGAUGAAGCAAGAAGAUUUUUAGUCACGAAAGACAAUGUAAUCCACAAGUGAAUCUAUUGUGGAGUUUUUUGCGUGUCAAGGAUCAGAGGGACCACAUUUUUGUGUUUAUUUUUGUUUGUUUAGGAGAUAUCCUAGUCUGUAGUUACACAUUAUAUUAAAAUGCAUUUUAAUUUUUCUCAAUAGUUCCUGAACUUUGUAAAAGAUAAUGUCACAAGUUCUUUGGAUAAACUCUUAUUCCUUAUUUCCAAACAAAUAAGAUGGUUUAUGCACUACGUUAGUGCUGAUUCAUUUUUUUGUUUCUUUUUGAUGACUUUUCUAGUGUUUAUUGGGAGUAUCAAUUAUUUAUUUAUUUGUUGCUGUCUGGUUGUGUAUUGUUGAUGAUGCAAUAUGUCUUGUAUAUGUGGAAACCAAAAUCAAGCCUGCCUCGAGUUUAAGGACACAUCUAAUGCGGCUAUUUCUCCAUCUUUUAGUGAUUCCCAGCUCAGAAAACAAAAUUCGGCAACAAGCUAAAAAUGUAAUUUCUUUCUCAAAAGGAUACAAUUUUGGUGCAUUCUGUUUAAGAUCAAAAAAGUAAAAAACAUGGAACUGAAAAGAUUGGAAACCAGCAUGAUUGAGAACAUACCUCAUAUAACAGUUUUAAUAUGAUGCAAAACAACACAGAAUUUAUCAUUAAAUUAUGAAGGAGGAACAUAAAGAUGUUGGCUGGGUUAUUCAUGGUAUCAGCACAGAUCAGGCAAAACAUUAUGACCGGUACCUUUUGACAGGUAAAGCAAAUAAGAUUUACACAUUCUUCAUCAGUACACCUCUAAGUGGGAUAGAUUAGGUAGCAAGUGAACAUUUUUACCUCAAGAUUCAUGUCUUAGACGCAGAAUUGGCAAGUGUAAAGAUUUAAGUGAGUUUAACAAGGGUCAAGUUGUGAUGGUUAGUCGAAUGAGUCAGAACAUCUGCCGAACUGCAGCUCAUGCGGGGGUUUCCUAGUCUGCAGUGGUCAGUAUAUAUAAAAAGUGGUCUAAAGUCCUGAUCGCAGGCCAAAUGAUGCAUAUAAGGAAGCAGAAGACUAGCCAGUGUGGUCCAAUACAACAUUCUGUUUAUUAACUGUAACCCCCAAUUGGGACAAUUGACUCUUUUGAGAGACAUCAGAUUAUGACCCCUGAUCAAACCCAAAUAAGUAUGAACAACCUCCUGCUUGUGGAUAUUAUUUAUUGGAGGCACAUAAGAACAUUUCCUUACAGCAGAAAUAAAUGUAUUAUGCAAUUUGCAAACAUCAAUUGUCAAAGCGGGAACAAAAUUUCCAAAAUAUGCAAAGACCAAAACUUCAAAAAAGAUCUCAAUCCAAUUGAGUAUGUGUGGAAUGUGCUGACCAAAUAAGAGGCCAGCUUACAGGACCUAAAAGAUGUGCAGCUAAAAUCCUGAUUCCAAUUACCACAGGAAGCCUUCAGGGCUCUAGUGGAGUCAUUGAAAAGUUAAUUGUUUAAUAUCCCAACAGGUCAGAAGUGUUUUGGCAGCAGAUACAUGACCAACAAACUAUUCUCCAAAUGGUUAAAAUGGUUUAUCUGAUCUGUGUAUUUGUUUUCAACAAAACUGUUCAUGAGUUUUUUUUCUGAACCAUUUUUCAUACUCUGCUUCAAUUAGCUCAGAAAAUAUAGUCAAUAUUUUGUUACAUACGUAGCCUGAAGAAAGAUUGCAAAUUCCCAGCAUUCCUGAGCACAUGUUAACCUAUUUGACUUUUUUUAACUUCUCAAUUCUAAACAGUUUUCUGUUUUUUAACCUAUUUUAUGAUCUAUUUUUCAUUUUUUUGCUCUUGGUUCUCAAAGCAACAAUGGUUUUGAAAAGUCUUUGAGUGGAUUAUAAACCUUUUUCACGAUUACUACCCUUCAGUUAUUUCAAAGCACCUGGUGCUCACCAGGUAUUAAGCUGUUUCUCCUUUUCCCUCCACUAAUGAAAGAUUCACGUGUGCAUCUCAAUGAGUUAAAAUAUCAUUCAAAAGUUAACUUAUUUCAGUAAUUAAUUUUAGGAAAUUUAAACUGAUGUAAUAUAGAUUCAUUAGACUCACAGUAAUAUAGAAUUAUUCAUUUCUGUUCACUUUAAUGAUUAUGGUUUACAGUUAAUGAAAACCCUAAAUUUUGUUCUGAGUAUUACAUAAGAUCAAUAAUUAAAAUAAAAAAUUCGGUUACAUAUAUUUUAUGUCAUAGCAAUGCUGUGAUCUACACAAUCAUGGUGAAGACAGCUGACUUCACAGUAUUCUAGCAAAGAACCACUGAAACUUUCCACAAGAUAGGUUGCUUAGGAAGCUGGUGCCAUAUCGAAGCACAUAGAUGGAAAGUUGAGUGGAAGAAAAAGUGCACACGCAGCAGGGAUAACCACAGCCUUCAGAGGAUUCUGGAACAAAGCCUGCUCAUGACUUUGAAAUUCAGAAUUCUCCCUAUCCCACUCUGUAUUGAUGCAGCAACUUAUUCAAAAGAAACACCACCAAGCAUUAGUACAAAUACUCUACAGUAGAUUGACAUACCUUUCAGUAAGUUGACAUUUCUCGAUUAUCUGAGAAAUAAAAUUUUGGGUUUUCAGUCGCUGUAAUUUUUAAUAAUCUAAAUUAACAGAAAUCAAUGCUUGAUAUAUACCCCUCUGUGUGAAUCGAAUCUAUAUAAUCUACCAGUUGAAUUUUCUGUAACCAAAUUACUGUAAUACACUAACUUUUCGCUAAUUUUCUUAUUUUUUGAGAUACACCUGUAAAAGAUCUUGUAUGUGACCUCAUCCUGAAUGUAUUCAAUCAGCCGCUCUAAAAUCCUUCUGGUUGUACAAAUAUGGUUGUUACAUGUCACAACAACUGUAUUUGGCAGCUGUUUCUGUAUGUAGGCAUGCUUGAACUAUUUUGGCAGAGAACGCUCCAAGUGGCCUUGCAAAGACUCUGUUUCAUAAGUUGCCAAACAUUUUAGAAUAGUCUCUUCUAGAACAGUGUUUCUGAAAUUUGGGAUAAAAUAAGCACACAUAGUAAAAGUUGGGUACAGAAAACCCCAGAUUUUAAGUAUUCAAAAGCUCUGGACAACAUAUCAUAAGCCAUCUAGAAACAUUUUUGUUCUUAGAUGCUUAUUAAGAACUCUGUUGGGUGUGUCUGACAAAUCUAAAAACAUAAUUGCUAGUGUUUACAGUACCUAAGCUAUUUGUGUUACUAUUGUGUGUACAUGGAGAACUGGACAAAAUGCAAAUAAAUUGUGAAAUUAUGUGAAAAUCAAAAAA